UUCAUUCACAAGCAAUUUUUCAAUUCUCAUGGCUCUUUUUUCUUCUUCUAAAGUUUCAUCCUUUUCUGGAUUCUCUCUCUCACCUAUUUCAGGGAACAAUCUUAAGAAACCAACUUUAUCAUUUUGUUCUUGUUUGAGAGUUAAUGAGAAAUGGGGAAGCAGAAAAUUGAGUGUUUGUGCUGCAACAACAGUUCCUUUAACUGGGGUUAUAUUUGAACCAUUUGAGGAGGUUAAGAAGGAUAAUCUUGCUGUUCCAAUUGUGCCACAAGUUUCUUUGGCUCGUCACCAUUUUUCUGAUGAAUGUGAAUCUGUAAUUAAUGAACAGAUUAAUGUGGAAUACAACAUUUCCUAUGUGUACCAUUCCAUGUUUGCAUACUUUGAUAGGGAUAACGUGGCUCUCAAGGGACUUGCCAAGUUCUUCAAGGAAUCUAGUAAAGAAGAGAGAGAACAUGCUGAAAAGCUUAUGAAAUAUCAGAACAAUCGUGGUGGAAGAGUUGUACUUCACCCUAUCAAGAAUGUGCCCUCAGAAUUUGAGCAUGUGGAAAAAGGGGAUGCAUUGCAUGCAAUGGAAUUAGCUUUAUCUUUAGAGAAGUUAACAAAUGAGAAACUUCUCAAUGUGCACAGUGUGGCAGACCGCAACAAUGAUCGUGAAAUGACACACUUCAUUGAAAGCGAAUUUUUGAGUGAACAGGUUGAAGCAAUUAAGAAGAUAGCAGAGUAUGUGUCUCAAUUGAGAAGGGUUGGAAAAUGUCAUGGUGUUUGGCACUUUGAUCAAAGACUACUUCAUGAGGAACAUGCUGCUUGAUUAUGAAUAGCCUUCUUCUAUUCUAGUCUUUGUUUACAUUUGGUCUUUUAUGAAGUGCUUGGUUGUUUUCUGUGGUAGCAUUGUUUUUCCUAUGUACGGAGAUUGCAGAACUUAGAGUAAUGUAAUUGCUAGUGUCAAAUGCAAAAGGUUACAAGCCUUGUGCAGUAGCAUCUGUUAACUGCUUUUAGUAAUUUCUGUCUUCAAUAAAAAAAUAGGUUAUGUUUAUUAUGUUUUAAAGUACAUAAAUGUGAACCUUCUUUAUCAAUA
Molecule: messenger RNA, 1072 nt
Organism: Cicer arietinum (chickpea)
Lineage: Eukaryota; Viridiplantae; Streptophyta; Magnoliopsida; Fabales; Fabaceae
Gene: FER3
Product: ferritin-1, chloroplastic
Biological process (GO): iron ion transport; intracellular iron ion homeostasis
Cellular component (GO): cytoplasm
Molecular function (GO): ferric iron binding; ferrous iron binding
Source: RefSeq, a predicted model, not a curated record